Protopolystoma xenopodis is the source of this 277-nucleotide messenger RNA. The record is from the annotation of a GenBank genome assembly. NCBI's taxonomy places the organism in Eukaryota, Metazoa, Platyhelminthes, Monogenea, Polystomatidea, Polystomatidae.
CGAAACUGUUAAGGGCCGUGCCAGGUUAGGGGUGCAAGCAUUUGCUAGCGCCCUUCUUGUUGUACCUAAAGUGUUGUCCACCAACUGUGGGCAUGAUGCGCAAGACUCGCAAGUAUGCCUCCUAGAGGAAAUGGCCAUUGUCGAAAGUCGCGCAAAGAGGCUGGGCAAAUCUUUUCCUGAUCCUCGUGAGCUUGUUGGGUUUGAUAUAAUUACUGGAAGAGCAAUUGUGCCCGCGCAAAUAGGUCUCUGUUAUUGCCUCGAACCUACUGUUGGUUGA